CAAGGUUCUCUCAAAUGUUCAUGUGUUUCAAGUUUGAGUAAGCAGUGCGCAGGCUACUUCAAUUUAUAAAGCGUCGGCUACUGUGGUGUUUAUUUUAUUUUUUACAAUUUAGUUAGGUAAUACAACAGUUAUUAAACUUCAUGCACUCAUGGAUUAAUCUCAGAAACUGUCGUAACAUCAAACAAAGCCAAUUAUCUCGUCGUGCAGGAUGGAUCACAUAGUAGUACAAACGCAAGAAUAACAAAGUUCUCAACUGAUGGUAUGGAGCAGGGGUUCCCAUACGUUUUCACUCAGGCCUCCCUUCCUGAAUUGGGGAACAUCCCGCACCCCCCUUGUGCGCACCACGUCUAUUUCUAUGGGCAUAAACACUGUUCAUGACUGAUUGUUCACACCCCUCUUGUUGGCGGAGGGCAAAUGUUGCAGGUUUAAAGCUUAUUCCCUGCAAUUCUACACAUGUUGUCAUGUAGUGCAGAUCUUCAAGCACAGACUAGGGUAAAUGCUGCUGGAUCUGGCGUAAUGAGGUAGAUGGGGGAAUCCAAGAACAUGGUGUUGAAUGGCAGGCGGCAUUGCAGCAGAUUCUCCAGUGAUCGAUCCAUAACCUCGGCCAGGUCCCUGCGACAGAGCAAGGGCUCCUUAAGAAGUAGGAGAUGUAGUCAACGUGUCAUCAGUUCUACCCUUGAGGCAGAGAGACGUCAUACCCCGUCGUCGGGUAUGACUCCAAAGGAACUCUGUGAGAAUGAUGACUUGACUACAAGCCUUAUUCUAGACCCCUACCUUGGCUUCCAGACCCAUAAGAUGAAUAGCAGGUUUCGACCCAUCAAGGACCGACAAGGACAUUUGAAGGAGGUGCUAGAGUGCUUUAAAAAACAUGACAACCUCGAGAAGGCCUUCCAUGCCUUGACUGCUGGGGACUGGUCAAGACCCCACUUUCACCACAAGACGAAGGCUCAGGGCAAACUCUUCAAAGAGCAUGUUUUUGUUUACCUACGAAUGUUUGCAACUAACAGUGGGUUUGAAAUACUUCCCUGCAAUCGUUAUUCCUCUGAGCAGAAUGGAGCCAAAAUUGUAGCAACAAAAGAGUGGAAAACCAAUGAUAAGAUGGAAUACCUGGUGGGCUGCAUUGCUGAGCUAUCACAGCAUGAGGAAAGCAUUUUACUGCGACAUGGUGAAAAUGACUUCAGUGUGAUGUACUCCACCCGCAAGAACUGUGCUCAACUGUGGCUGGGACCUGCAGCCUUCAUCAACCAUGAUUGCAGGCCAAAUUGCAAGUUUGUUUCCACUGGGCGAGAUACAGCAUGUGUCAAGGUUCUGAGGGAUAUUGAACCUGGGGAAGAGAUCUCCUGUUACUAUGGAGAUGGCUUCUUUGGGGAAAAUAAUGAACUCUGUGAAUGUUACACCUGUGAAAGACGCAGUGCUGGUGCUUUCAAACCAAAGACCGGGCAGUCUACGGCCACUCCUAUUAUCAACAGCAUGUAUGGCCUGAGAGAGACAGACAAACGGCUCCAUCGACUUAAGAAAUUAGAAGACAGCAAAUGCUCUGACAGUCAGUUGGACGGCUCUAAUAUGGAUCCAGAUUCUCAGGAAAAUCGUGACACACAUUCAUCAGUAGGGUGGACAGCCUGCUCCAGUGUGACAAGGCUCAGUGACGCACAAGCCCUAAGCAGGCAAACUCUGUCCAAAAUGCCUAUGCCUACCUCAUCAUUCAAUCAAAGACACUCAAAGAACUCCAACGUGCCAGAGAGACUAAACUCAAAGUCCGUAAAGCCUUUGCACAAGCUAGGAAGAAGGUGUCAGGUAACUGCUCACAGGUUCCCCAUUGAGAUGGAAGCUAUGGGUUUGUGCCUUAAGGACCCCACAGAAUUAGUCAGUAACAGGGUCUCACGAAAGAGUGCGAUGGAUAAGCAAGGACCCAUGCAAGUGGUGGGAACAAGGGGUUGUCUUGUGCACUACACUGUGAAGGAACACAAUCAGAACUCAAUGAAAGAUGGUAGUAGGUGCCCAGAUGGUUUAGCUUGCACUCACAGAACUCGCAGUUCAACCAGAGCAUCAGUUGGCACCCAGGGGUCUGACAACAUUAAACUUGAACCAAACUGCGGUGUGGUUAGAAAGACCAAGCCUACAGACCUCGGAGAGUAUGUCACAGAUGGUCACUGGAUAAUCAGCCCAAGCCUGGAUAUCAAGUGUCCAAGUGAGACCUGUCCCAGACAGAGGCAAAUGAUAAAUCAGGAGGAGCAGCACUCUUUCAGACCAGCAUCCCUUCUCCAGGAGGGGGUUCCAGGCCUGCACCAUGCAGCUCGUACCCCAGACAUAGCUGAAUGCAGGAAAGAGUUGCAAUGCCUGCCUGAUGGUCGUGAGUACUACAACAAUCUGUCUAAGGGAGACAAGCUUCUCCACCUUGGCAAGGGGAAGAAGAAACAGCAGAUUACGCGCUAUGAUUCCCAGCUGAUCCUAGCCAACAACAGCUCAGGCAUUCCCAAGUUAACCCUGCGGAGACGAAGGGACAGCGGCAGCAGUAGGAUUGAGCCUGGUGAGUCUGACCCUGUCAAGUCCUCCAGCUCCACAAAGACCAGCAUGAAAUUUGGGAAGAACCAUCACCAUGCAAAGACCAAGAGGAGCUCUUAUGCAGCCAGAUGGAGUAAUGGGACUUUCAGUCCUGCUCACCACAUCCGCUCCUCCAAACAUGGCCUCAGUCCUGUGGAACACAUCCGCUCCUCCAAACAUGGCUUCAGUCCUGUGGAACACAUCCGCUCCUCCAAACAUGGCAUCAGUCCUGUGGAACACAUCCGCUCCUCCAAACAUGGCCUCAGUCCUAUGGAACACAUCCGCUCCUCCAAACAUGGCCUCAGUCCUGUGGAACACAUCCACUCCUCCAAACAUGGCCUCAGUCCUGUGGAACACAUCCGCUCCUCCAAACAUGGCCUCAGUCCUGUGGAACACAUCCACUCCUCCAAACAUGGCCUCAGUCCUGUGGAACACAUCCACUCCUCCAAACAUGGCCUCAGUCCUGUGGAACACAUCCACUCCUCCAAACAUGGCCUCAGUCCUGUGGAACACAUCCACUCCUCCAAACAUGGCCUCAGUCCUGUGGAACACAUCCACUCCUCCAAACAUGGCUUCAGUCCUGUGGAACACAUCCGCUCCUCCAAACUGAAGAUUCAGCUGCAGCAUGAGUGGGACAGCAGGAGGCUCAGCCAGUAUCGCCAUGGUAGUGGGCCCUUCACAGGUAUAGUAGAGAGGGAGGCAGGGGAGGUCUUUGGGCCCACAGUAGCAACAUUUGGAAUGCAUGAUGACACAGAGGAAGACUCGUCCUCUUCAGAAGAAGAGGAUGAAGAUUUAUCUGACCAUGAAGAGUUUGACGAUGAUUUUAUUCCACUUCCACCAACAAAACGCCUCCGGCUCAUUGUUGGUAAAGACUCUAUAGAUAUUGAUAUCGCAUCAAGGAGACGUGAAAAUCAGUCACGAACAGUCAAUGCAUGAGCUCUAUGAGUCUUUUUUUAAGUCAAUAAAAGUAAAAUCACAUGCUGUUGUAAAAUGUUAACUAUUUUUGUACAUGGUGGAACUUGGUUCGUUAUUCAUAUUGUAGAAUGUGUACAUUUUACAUGGCAUACAAUGUGUUGGCAAUUAUUUUUAUAUCUUCAGCUUUAUUUUGUACAAUUGUUAAUUAUAUUUAAAGCAUUUUUUAGUUUGUGUUGGUAAACAUGCUAAAUGUCGCAAGAAUGGAACCUUUUAGGAACACACUGCAAACAAAAUGUUCUUUGUCAACAUGGCAGUGUAUACAUGCAUAUAAAAUAAUAUGUAUUUUAUAUAUUGUUUUGAGAGCUUUUAAAAGGAACAGAAUUCUUGUUUCUUGCUGGAGGUAUGUGAAAAUGUUUGACUUCCAGUGAUUCCUGGGAGCUGGUCUCUGAUGUUUUAGUCCCGUUGUAAUCACUCAUUCCUUAAUCAAAAUGUGUUGGUGCUUGCAUAAUGAUUCUCUUGUUAACUUUUUAGUUUGUGCAGAUGUGGUUAUUUUGGAUGUUAUUUUAUUUUUUGAUCACAUUUUUAUUUUUCUAUUCAUUUCACUUAAGUCACUCAAUUCUCCAACUGUGUAAUUUCUCAGUAUUUAUUUCGCAAUCACAAAUUCAGAACUUACUUGGUCUGGCUUAGGUGGUGUAGAUAUUCAAACACUUUUCUUACUUUGCUAUUUUGUUCACCAUUUGAUCAUCAGUUCACCUGAAUUACUUUGUCUGCUGUGUCUGAAUUGUGAAUGGUGUGGUGCAUGUCUCAACUUUUUAAAUUGCUCUUUAUAUACAGGACCAGUCAAAAGUUUGGACGCACCUACUCAUUCCAGGGUUUUUCUUUAUUUUCUUUAUUUUAUUUUUAGCGGCCCAAAUAAAUGCUUCACAGCGUUCAAGUAACAGACACAUCUCAACAUCCAACAGUUCAGAGGAGACUGCAUGAAUAAGGCUUUCAUGGUCAAGUUGCUGCAAAGAAACCAUUACUAAAGGACACCA
This is a messenger RNA of Salmo salar (Atlantic salmon), 4490 nucleotides long. Its product is annotated as histone-lysine N-methyltransferase KMT5B. The record is from RefSeq and is a predicted model, not a curated record. Gene Ontology annotation, molecular function: protein binding; histone H4K20 methyltransferase activity. Gene Ontology annotation, cellular component: nucleus. NCBI's taxonomy places the organism in Eukaryota, Metazoa, Chordata, Actinopteri, Salmoniformes, Salmonidae.